GCGUGGAAAGUAAUCACUAGUAAUAGAGUAAGAUUCGCGAAAAGAUUCUCGGUCGUUGAUUCGAUUGUUAAUAUGAUGUUGAAUAUUUUCGAGAUUGGAGACUUUCUGGUUGAUAAUAUCAAGAUCGAGGGAAGCAAACUUCCACGGACAGUCGAUGGAUUGAUACAUCGCAGAAAAGCGUCGAUGUCUCCUUGACAUUAGGAAUGGAAGAACAAGUGCCAAGGCAUUAUUGUUUUUUUUUCUACUAUGUUUAUGCGUCCUGCUGUUUGACGGGACAAUUGUAUGUAUACCAACGUUCUCGAUGUGCGCUUUAUGCGUUUCUUACGUACACUUUUUACAUUGUGAUAGUUCAUGGCCAAAUAGCGACGGAGUUUCAGGUGAAAGCUGAGUUAAAUACGCUUUAUGGGUUCUACAAAUAUCUUAAAUAGAAUAUAUAACGUGCAAAUGCACUUUAAACCGAAUAAAGUUAUAUUUAAUGAAAGAAUUAACAGAAUAUUUCUGACUAAAAGGAUGUUCAUUUCUUUCGAAAUAGUAGACCAUCUUAAAGAAGAGAAGAAGAUCUCUCUACUAGCUACUCAAAACCGGUCAACUUUAACCAAUCGGAUCUUUAAACGUAUCGUAGCCCAGCCAAAUCCUCCCCAAAUUCCACUCGAUAUUUUGAAACUAUACAAUAACUCCCGUGUAAUCGAUACAUUUCGUUCACUGUCCACAAAAUUCUAUCCGGACUAUGUACCGCAUUACCUAUCCCCUUAGACCACCCUAGAGAUCCUGUGUCAUGUCCCUCGUUAACGACGAAAGAAACCGCGUAAAUAACUAAAGCGGGAUGAAGAAUUCGACGGAUCGAAAGGGCGAGAGGCCGUGACGGUUUGGUGUGCGCGGUCGGUCGGCACCGGGUCGAGACAGAGAGAGAGAUAGAGAGAGAGAGAGAGAGAAGGAACGACAGGAGGCGUGGCAAAACCGCGCACACUCCACGUGACCCUGUCGUUCCGGAAGGCGGGACUUCGGGAGCCGGCACACAAUUACAAGGGCAGUAGAACGGGCUGGUGGUCGCCGGUGCUCUCUCUGUCGUCGCGCGCGCGGAGCACCUCGAGUCGCGCUCGUUCCACGAACAACACCUGCCGCCGCCGAUCGCCGUACAUUCGUGCACGCUUUGUUCGUCCUCUUGCCUGUGACUCCUUCUCGAAAGUGCUAACCCUAUUUGUCAUCGUCGUAAUCGAUCGAUCAGACCAUUUUAGGGAGAAAGAUACCUGGACCGAAAAAAGCUCGGUAUCAUGGAUCGUAAAAGCAAAUUAAUCGAAGAAACGCGCGUCCACGCGAAAGAAUGAGACUCGCCGGUUCCAGAGAAGCGACUGCAAAGAAUCUUCGUUGAUAUCGAUUAAAGGAUAUUGAGGCAAGAUGUUGCUACCUCAAGAUAUGAUGGCAGCCCAGUCGAAGAUGCUGUAUCAGAUGAACAAGUAUUAUGGCGAGCGGGUGCAGGCUCGAAUGGGCCAAGUACAAAAGACCAUCCGGGAAGUGUGCAAGGUGGUGCAGGAGGUUUUGAAGGAGGUCGAGGUUCAAGAACCACGGUUUAUCUCCUCCUUGACCGAGUGCAACGGCCGCUACGAGGGCCUCGAGGUUAUCUCACCCGGCGAAUUCGAGGUGGUCCUCUACCUGAACCAGAUGGGAGUAUUCAACUUCGUCGACGACGGCACCCUGCCGGGUUGCGCGGUGUUGAAACUCAGCGACGGUCGGAAGAGGUCCAUGUCGCUCUGGGUGGAGUUCAUCACCGCCUCCGGCUACCUGUCCGCAAGGAAGAUUCGUUCGAGAUUUCAAACACUGGUGGCACAAGCUUGCGAUAAGUGUGCCUACAGGGACUCCGUGAAGAUGAUAGCGGACACCACGGAGGUAAAGCUUCGUAUCAGAGAGAGAUACGUGGUGCAGAUCACGCCGGCGUUUAAAUGUUCCGGCGUGUGGCCGAGAUCGGCGGCGCACUGGCCGAUUCCUCAUAUACCGUGGCCGCAUCCGAACCUUGUGGCGGAGGUUAAGACGGAAGGAUUCGACCUGCUGUCAAAAGAGAGCGUGGCGCUUCAAGGAAAACAGUCGGCCAUGGAGGGUGACGCCUGGGUUCUCUCAUUCACGGAGGCAGAAACGAGAUUGUUGCAAGGUGGCUGUCGUAGACGAUGCUUAAGCAUCUUGAAGACUUUGAGGGACAGACACCUGGAUCUUCCGGGAAAUCCAGUGACCAGUUAUCAUAUGAAGACGUUGUUGCUCUACGAAUGCGAGAAACAUCCCUUGGAGACCGAGUGGGACGAAGGAUGUUUGGCAGAUCGCAUUAACGGAAUCUUCCUGCAGCUGAUAUCCUGCCUUCAGUGUCGAAGAUGUCCUCAUUAUUUCCUGCCUAAUCUGGAUCUGUUCAAAGGAAAGUCGCCAAGCGGCUUGGAAAACGCGGCUAAACAAGUGUGGAGACUGACGAGAGAAUUACUAACCAACAGUCGUGCACUGGAGAAACUUUAGCUGAACCGGGAAUUUCGCUUUUGAAGUUCCAAAUUGAGGAAUAUAAUAAAGAGAAAGACAGAGACAAGCGAAAGUUGGAGGAACGUUGGAGGAACGUUGAAGGAUUCGGUGACUCGCGUGAAUCACGAUUUUCAGGAUGCUGCUUUCGCGACAGUUCUUUGCCUGCUUUUUACCCUCGUAAACGUGGGAAGCCUACUUUCACUCGCUAUCUUCUUGCACACGCUGCAGCGUACCAGGGUAUAGGGAUGGUGUAACAAGUUUCAUUACGGUUAUCCCUUUCCUCUUCCUUUCUUCUCUUUUUCUAUUAUUUAAUAGUUUUUAAACCAUGGUACGAAUAAUGCGAGUCAAACGUUGUUCAGUGCAACGUUUCGUUCCAGUGCAAUAUCGUACAGCCAGUGUCCUGUUUCGUACGAAAGCAAUUGUUGCUAGGUUCUACGUUGAUUUUGUAUAAAUCGAAUAUUUCGUUUCGAAAUGGGCACGUUAAAUUUUGUAGACUGAAUCGAAUGUUAAUCGAGGUGUCCACCGAUCAUUAGAAAUACGUACUAGUUUGGAAGAUAUUAGUAUUACUGCGUUUUUUAUACGACUGAAGCUUUCGCUUGGAGCGGAAUCUCCUGCUUAUUAACGCAGCUCGAACGAUUUUUCUACGUAGCGUUGCAGUAUGCGAGAGAUUAAAUAGAUACUCGGUUAGCUACUCUUAUUCAUCUAAUGGCUAAUGUGAAUUGUCGUGUGAUCCGUUAUCGUUAAAUUAAUCUAAUGUUUAUGAUCGGUUAGCAAUCGAGCUGCCGACGGUAGCUUGGCCACCAUAUUGUUGUAUGUACAUAAUUCUUUAUAUUAUUUAAACGAUAUUUAUUUCUCAAGAGAAUCGCUGUUCGAACACAUAAUGUAAAUAUAAACUAAUAAAUGCAUUUCGUCUCAUAAUAAGAAUGCAUGUAAUUGAUUUGAAACCUUUGCUUCGAGUUACUGUGAUUAAUAUGAGAUUAUUAAAACUUGAAUUUUUAACAUCAUAAAUAUUUUAAAUCGAAAAAGAUGGAAAUUAA
Molecule: messenger RNA, 3530 nt
Organism: Bombus huntii
Lineage: Eukaryota; Metazoa; Arthropoda; Insecta; Hymenoptera; Apidae
Product: protein mab-21-like
Exons: 2
Coding region: 1396-2493 (365 amino acids)
Source: RefSeq, a predicted model, not a curated record